This is a messenger RNA of Lepus europaeus (European hare), 3461 nucleotides long. RefSeq names its product WD repeat domain 6 (gene WDR6). Gene Ontology annotation, biological process: tRNA methylation. The coding region runs from base 102 to 3458 and encodes 1118 amino acids. Gene Ontology annotation, cellular component: cytoplasm. The record is from RefSeq and is a predicted model, not a curated record. Gene Ontology annotation, molecular function: protein binding. Lineage: Eukaryota; Metazoa; Chordata; Mammalia; Lagomorpha; Leporidae. The transcript has 6 exons.
GCUCAGUCGGCAACGCGGCGUGCUGGCGUGCGAGGCUCGUUCUCGCGAGAGUUCGGCGCCUCUCGCGGCUGUGUGGCAGCCGCAGCGAGCGCAGGACCAACAUGGACGCCCUCGGGGACUACGUUUGGCCGCGGGCAACCUCGGAGCUCAUACUCCUCCCGGUCACGGGUCUGGAGUGCGUGGGGGACCGGCUGUUGGCGGGUGAGGGGCCUGAUGUGCUGGUGUACAGCUUGGACUUUGCUGGGCAUCUGCGGAUGAUGACGCGAGUGCAGAACCUGCUUGGCCACUAUCUUAUCCAUGGGUUUCGGGUGCGGCCAGAGCCCAGCGGAGACAUGGACUCAGAGGCCAUGGUGGCUGUGUUUGGGAGCAAGGGACUCCGGGUUGUGAAAAUGAGCUGGGGAGAGAGCCGCUUCCGGGAGCUGUGGCGCUCUGGCCUGUGGAACAUGUCUGACUGGAUCUGGGAUGUACGCUGGCUUGAGGGCAACGUGGCCUUGGCCCUGGGCCACAACUCCGUGGUGCUGUAUGACCCUGUGAUAGGGUGCCUGUUGCAGGAGGUGCCCUGCACUGACAGGUGCACCCUCUCCUCAGCCUGCCUGAUUGGAGACACCUGGAAGGAGCUGACCAUCGUGGCGGGGGCUGUUUCCAACCAGCUCCUGGUCUGGUACCCAGCAGCUGCUUUGAUGGCUAACAAGCCUGUGGCACCUGACCGACGAGUCAGUGGGCACGUGGGUGUCAUCUUCAGCAUGUCCUACCUGCAGAGCAAGGGCUUGCUGGCCACCGCUUCAGAAGACCGAAGUGUCCGUCUCUGGAAGGUGGGCGACCUGCGGGUGCCUGGGGGCCGGGUGCAGAACAUUGGGCACUGCUUUGGGCACAGCGCCCGUGUGUGGCAGGUCAAGCUCCUAGAGAAUUACCUUAUCAGUGCAGGAGAGGACUGUGUCUGCUUGGUGUGGAGCCACGAAGGGGAGAUCCUCCAGGCCUUUCGGGGCCACCAGGGCCGUGGCAUCCGGGCCAUAGCUGCCCAUGAGAGGCAGGCCUGGGUGAUCACAGGGGGUGAUGACUCAGGCAUUCGGCUCUGGCACCUGGUAGGGCGUGGGAACUCAGGCCUGGGGGUAUCAGCUCUUGGCUUCAAGUCCCGUAGCAGGCCUGGUACCCUCAAGGCUGUGACACUGGCUGGCUCUUGGCGACUUUUGGCAGUGACUGAUACAGGGACUCUGUACCUCUACGACUUUGAGGUCAAGUGCUGGGAACAGCUGCUGGAAGAUAAGCACUUCCAGUCCUACUGCCUGCUGGAAGCAGCUCCUGGCCCCGAGGGCUUUGGGCUGUGCGCCAUGGCGAGUGGAGAGGGUCGCAUCAAAGUUGUCCCCAUCAACACCCCGGCCGCGGCCGUGGACCGGGUCCUGUUUCCUGGGAAGGUGCACAGCUUGAGCUGGGCCCUGCGAGGCUACGAGGAGCUCCUGCUGCUGGCCUCGGGCCCUGGCGGGGCGGUGGCCUGCCUGGAGAUCUCGGCUGCGCCCUCCGGCAAGGCCAUUUUUGUCCAGGAACGUUGUCGGUACCUGCUGCCCCCGAGCAAGCAGAGAUGGCAUACGUGCAGUGCCUUCCUCCCCCCUGGUGACUUCCUGGUUUGUGGGGACCGCCGGGGCUCUGUGCUACUGUUCCCUUCCAGACCAGGUCCGCUCAAGGAACUUGGAGCUGGGGGCAAGGCUGGGGCACCUGGAACAGGUGAUGGCAGUGACGGGGGCAAGUGUGACGUGGUGGCCGGGUGGGGCCCUGUGUCCACCCUGCAUUCUUUGCAUGGAAAGCAGGGUGUGACCUCAGUCACCUGCCAUGGUGGCUACGUGUACACCACAGGGCGCGAUGGCGCCUACUACCAGCUCCUUGUGCGAGGUGGCCAGCUCCAGCCAGUCCUAAGGCAGAAGUCGUGUCGAGGCAUGAACUGGGUGGCUGGGCUCCGCAUGGUACCCGACGGCAGCAUGGUCAUCCUGGGUUUCCACGCCAAUGAGUUUGUGGUGUGGAGCCCCCGCUCACACGAGAAGCUGCACAUCGUCAACUGUGGCGGAGGGCACCGCUCCUGGGCCUUCUCGGACACUGAGGCGGCUAUGGCCUUCGCCUACCUCAAGGACGGGGAUGUGAUGCUGUACCGGGCUCUCGGCGGCUGCACGCGGCCACACGUGAUUCUCCGAGAGGGUCUGCACGGCCGUGAGAUCACUUGCGUGAAGCGUGUGGGCGCCAUCACCCUGGGGCCUGAAUUCGAGGUGCCCAGCUUCAUGCAGCCGGACUUCCUGGAGCCUGGCAGUGAGGGCCCUGGCCUGAUCGACAUCGUGGUCACGUGCAGCGAGGACACCACCGUCUGCGUCCUGGCACUGCCCACAGCCACAGGCUCGGCCCACGCACUCACGGCCGUUUGUAACCACAUCUCCUCUGUGCGCGCUGUGGCCGUGUGGGAUGUCGGCACUCCUGGGGGCCCUCAGGAUCCUCGGCCAGGCCUGACUGCCCGCGUGGUCUCCGCUGGGGGGCGAGCCGAGAUGCACUGCUUCAGCAUCACGGUCGCUCCAGACCCAAGCACCCCAAGUGGCCUUGCCUGCCAUGUCAUGCACCUUUCAUCCCACCGGCUAGAUGAGUACUGGGACCGGCAGCGCAAUCGGCAUCGCAUGGUCAAAGUGGACCCGGAGACCAGGUAUAUGUCCCUUGCUGUGUGUGAACUUGAUCGGCCUGGCGUUGGCCCCCUUGUGGCUGCAGCCUGUAGUGACGGGGCUGUGAGGUUCUUUGUCUUGCAGGACUCUGGGCGGCUUCUACAGCUCCUGGCUGAAACCUUCCAUCACAAACGGUGUGUCCUCAAGGUGCACUCCUUUAUACACGAGGCCCCCAACCAGCGGCGGAGGCUGCUUGUGUGCAGUGCAGCCACAGACGGCAGCCUGGCCUUCUGGGAUCUUACCACUGUGCUGGACCCCGGCUCCCCUGCCCUGGAGCCUCCCCUGGAACCUGGGCUUCCCCACCGGCUGGGCACCCCCUGCCUCACUGUGCAGGCCCACAGCUGUGGUGUCAACAGCCUGGACACCCUGCCCACACGUGAGGGCUGCCACCUUGUGGCCAGCGGCAGUGAGGAUGGCUCCCUGCACGUGCUCCUGCUUGCUGUGGAGAUGCCAGAGGUGGAAGAGGCUGCUGGGGGUGCCGAGGGAGCGCCCCAGCUGCACGUGCUAGAGGAGUACUCGGUCCCCUGUGCGCACGCUGCUCACGUGACAGGCCUCAAGAUUCUAAGCCCAAGCCUCAUGGUCUCAGCCUCCAUCGACCAGCGGCUCACCUUCUGGCGGCUGGGGCACGGCGAGCCUACCUUCAUGAACAGCAGCGUCUACCACGUGCCGGAUGUGGCGGACAUGGACUGCUGGCCUGUGAGCCCUGAGUUUGGCCACCGCUGUGCCCUUGGGGGCCAGGGGCUUGAGGUUUACAACUGGUAUGACUGAGGG